Messenger RNA from Parascedosporium putredinis, 1983 nucleotides. NCBI's taxonomy places the organism in Eukaryota, Fungi, Ascomycota, Sordariomycetes, Microascales, Microascaceae. The record is from the annotation of a GenBank genome assembly.
AUGGAACCUGACAGUGCCGAUCAGGAAGAUACUACCGACAUGUUUUUAAAUAUCGCGAGAGAAGAUUCAGUGAGGCCGAGUAUUGAAGACGGCCGGGAGGAUCAGAGUGCUCUGUCGCACUUCUCGAGUUCUUCGAACGGGAUCCCACCGUCGGCCACUAUCCGCGGCGAUCCCUUCCUAUCAACCCACUUCACCCCGAGGAUCAAUCGACGACUAUCCGACCAGCGCGAAAACUCGAAAACUACCUUGGACCAUGGAUCUCCUGCGGACCCAACAGGCCGCAACCUGUCGUAUCGAAAUUUCGGACGAGAGAAGGCCCUCUCGGCUCACCCUGGUGAAGACCUCAAUCGCCGCGUGGUUUCGGCUAGACCGGGCCCUACCACCCCCAGAACCCUUGCUUUUCAGGACAUGAACGAUUCGGGCACCUACAACAGGCGGCGCACCUCGAUCUCGGAUGCGACCACAACGCCGAGGACGACGCCGUACAAGCAAUCUAACCUGUCCUAUGGCCAAUAUCGCUCCCCUGCCGGGUACAACUCUUCGCCGCUCGCUCCCCGAUCCGACCAUACGCUGAGGGCUGAGCCAACACAACAGUCUUUUGAUUACGGACAGGGCGUUGAAGGAACGGAGUCUACCGCUUCCACAACCGGGCCUUCGACGGUGUGGGACGAGCUAGACGAUCUCAAAUCUCGCAUCAACCGUUUGGAAGUUACAGGCAAAACCCCGUCCACCUCAGGUGCGGCCAUGUCCCGCGUCUCAGACGAGCGGCCAUAUACCGCGAACACGGCCCUCACCAACAUUUCUGGCUCGCCUAAGCGCACAGUCACGGGCCGAGCGGUUGCGGCGGCGAACGCCGCUUCCGCGCACCCUGACGCUAUGAGCACUGUCUCCGGCCCCAAGGAAUCUCACCCGAACUUGCACGCGGCUCUCGCGAAAUCGAAGGCGCUGCUCGGCGCAGAGGUGUACAAGGCCCUGGAAUCAGCUGCGACUGAUGCUCUAGGACUGCUGAACAUGAUGGGCACUGUGGGACAACCUGGGCCCAUCUCUAGCGGGGCGAGCACGAUUGGAGGACCGGGUAUGACGGACCGCCAACUAAGGCGCAAAGCGGACAGCGUUUGCCGAAGUAUCACGGAACUCUGCCUGGCGUUAAACGAGGAGAACGCGCGCCCCAAGACUUCGCACGGGGCCAAUGCGAGCCAGAACGAGUGCCCAUCCACCCCGACGACUCUGAACGGAUUCACGGCGCUAAACCCACAGCGCCGGGCCAGCACGAUGACGGAUCAGAGGCCCAACACUAGCCCCCGCGCCAUGUCGCGACUCGAGGAGCGACGAACCAACUUGCUCAACGGCACCGCGCUACCGAGCCCCCGGCUCGCCAUGCCUUCCUUUGGUGCAACGGCCGAAGUUGGCGCUCAGGGUCGGCGAUCCUCUCUUCUUCUCUCCCGUCGACGGGCGGGCACGGAGGAACCGGACGAGGGACGUACCUCGUCUCUGCUUCUGAGGACGCGUCGCGCAGGGACUGAAGAGCCGGACGAGGCGAGGAAGGCGUCGCUCCUGACACGGCCGAGGCGUGGAACGAUUGGGGAGGACGAAGAAGACUCGAGACUUCGGGCCCCGUCGCGGGCAGCAACAGAGCUGGCGCCAUUGCCAGUCUCAUCGCGUGCCAUAUCUAGAGACUACUCGGCGCCUGGAGGUGACGCGAGCCUGAUGACGUCGACGGCUCUCCCGCGACGACGUCUCGGGCCGUCUAGCCUCACCUCGCGUUUGGCCGUGCCCGCGUCCCCUUCAACGACGACCACGGGACGGCGGUUUGGAGGCGACGGUAACACCAAUAACGUCGCAGAAAAACUGGCGGAGGAGAGGGCACCUCGGUUCUCGUUAGGUCAGACACUCUUGGGCCGAACGACAAGCCUCAGCCGGAGGGCUCGCGACAGCGUGAUGAUGAACUCGCCCGCAACUCCCCAAGCUGGAACGUACCGCUAA